Gadus macrocephalus (Pacific cod) is the source of this 2533-nucleotide messenger RNA. RefSeq names its product G protein-coupled receptor 63 (gene gpr63). NCBI's taxonomy places the organism in Eukaryota, Metazoa, Chordata, Actinopteri, Gadiformes, Gadidae. Gene Ontology annotation, biological process: G protein-coupled receptor signaling pathway. Gene Ontology annotation, cellular component: membrane. The transcript has 2 exons. Gene Ontology annotation, molecular function: G protein-coupled receptor activity. The record is from RefSeq and is a predicted model, not a curated record. Bases 592 to 1800 code for a protein of 402 amino acids.
ACCGACGCCUUCUUUCGUCAAUCUCUCACUUUCCAUUGGAGGAAACUCUCCAGAAGGCGGGACCUAGCCCUCCUCCGCGGCUCCGGACUGGUGCGUGUCGUUGUCGGUUAACCCCGGGGGGUCGUCACCGUGGAGGGAGGAAGGCUGAGGAGGCACACGACAUCACCACCCAGGAGAGCAAAGUGGCCCUUAUGAUCCUGGUUCUUCUCCAUCAGUCCAUGUCGGGAAGCUCCCGGACUCCUACGGAGACAAAGCGACUGUGAUCCACGGGUCUGAUUCCUGGAUCGUUCCGUUGUGUUGGAGGAGCAUCACUGUGCAUCCCGGGGAUUGAUCUGCUCUGGAGAACAACAACACACGACGUCGAAAGAAGCGGAGGAUAGUUGGCCGCACCAGAGAUCUGAAGACGGUCUGGACGACGGAGACCUAGCUGCUAUCGCUGCUCCGGUUCAAGCGGCUGCUCCGUCAUGGGAGAAUGAAGGAGGCGGGCCGAUGGCAGCAGUGAGGUUGGGGUCCGGGCGUGGCGGGCAGCAUGCUUAGCGCCGCCCCCCCCUCCCAGAGGAGGAGGAGGAGGAGGAGGAGGAGCGGGGCGGGAUGGUCCGCCCCACGCUCAGCGCCCCCGCCGCGCCCCCCCCCGUCCAGACCGCCGUCCACGCCGCCCUCGUCGGACUGCUGAACCUGUCGGCCACGCCCCCCCCCGGCGGCAUGGAGGGGAACGCCACGGAGAGCUCCUCCCCCCGGCCCACGGCCGCGCCCCCGCCCCCGGGCGUGGGGCUGCCCCUCCAGGUAUUCUUCUGCCUGGCCCUGGUGGUGGUGCUGCUCAUGGCGUUGCUAGGCAACGUGGUGGUGUGCCUGAUGGUGUACCGGCGCUCCGCCAUGCGCUCCGCCAUCAACAUCCUGCUGGCCAGCCUGGCGCUGGCCGACGCCCUGCUGGCCGCGCUCAGCAUGCCGCUGGCGCUGGUCACCGUGGUGACCACGCGCUGGGUGUUCGGCGACACCUUCUGCCGCGUGUCGGCCAUGCUCUUCUGGCUGCUGGUGGUGGAGGGCUCGGCCAUCCUGCUCAUCAUCAGCGUGGACCGCUUCCUCAUCAUCGUGCAGAAGCAGGACCGGCUGAGUCCGCGGCGGGCCAAGGCGCUGGUGGUCGUGUCCUGGGCGCUGGCCUUCGCCCUGGCCUUCCCGCUGGCCGUGGGCCACCCGUCGCUGCCCGUGCCGUCGCGGGCGCCGCAGUGCGUGUUCGGCUACAGCCCCGAGGCGGCGUACCGCGGCUACGUGGUGACGCUGACGCUGGCCUUCUUCUUCGUGCCCUUCGCCGUCAUGCUGUACACCUUCCUGGGCAUCCUGAGCACGCUGCGGCACAACGCGGUCCGCGUCCACAGCCACACCGACAGCAUCUGCCUCAGCCAGGCCAGCAAGCUGGGCCUCAUGAGCCUGCAGCGCCCCUUCCAGAUGCACAUCGACAUGGGCUUCAAGACGCGCGCCUUCACCACCAUCCUCAUCCUGUUCUCGGUGUUCACCGUGUGCUGGGCGCCCUUCGCGGCCUACAGCCUGCUGGCCACCUUCAGCAGCGCCUUCUACCACAAGGACGGCUUCUUCCAGACCAGCGCCUGGCUGCUCUGGCUGUGCUACCUCCGGCCCGCCCUCAACCCGCUCAUCUACUACUGGCAGAUCAAGAAGUUCCGCGACGCCUGCCUGGACCUCAUGCCCAAGUACUUCAAGUUCCUCCCGCAGCUGCCGGGCCACACCAAGCGUCGCAUACAGCCCAGCGCCGUGUACGUCUGUGGGGAGCACCGCUCGGUGGUGUAGCGCCACCAGGGGGCGCUGUCCCCUGAUCUGGGGGGCCCCCGGGGAAACCCACUUCUUGGUGGGCCCCGCCUGAUAUGCAUAUUAUCAGGGUUGUGGAAGAUUGCAGACAUGUAAGCUGUUGUAGAUAUUUGAGGAUACACUUUUGAUAAGUGUGUGUGUGUGUGUGUGUGUGUGUGUGUGUGUGUGUGUGUGUGUGUGUGUGUGUGUGUGUGUGUGUGUGUGUGUGUGUGUGUGUGUGUGUGUGUGUGUGUGUGUGUGUGUGUGGACUACCUAAUGAUUCGUAGCCACAAGUAAACCAAUUUGAAUCAUUCCUGCCGUCACUGGGACGGUGAUAUGUCAGCCGUUGGGGUUGAGGUUCGGUGGGUUUCUGGGGGUGAAUGAUCUGCGCUCCAGAGGGCGUCAGGGGCCGAAGAGGCUGGGAGCCACUGAGGUGAGGAAGGCUUUCAGCUCCUCACCCAUCUGCCAAAUCUUGAAGCGGUGGUGCGUCGUUUUUCCAUGGCUUGUAUAAUAUCUGCUUACGUGCGUUUUAAUCAUGUUCUAUAAAUGGCCACAUUACAAGAAUUAUACCUGAUUUAACUGUGGAUUUCUGUCGAUUGUGUUUUUUUUAUAUGUGCCUAUUGAUGAUUAGCCUACUUGCCGGUCAGACUGCUGCUAUAUCUAGUGAACAUGUGCAAUUACAGUGUACUGUACUUCAGUUGAAUGUAAUAAAAACAGGCAUUUCUUACCUUGUUAA